Pocillopora meandrina is the source of this 13277-nucleotide messenger RNA. The record is from the annotation of a GenBank genome assembly. Lineage: Eukaryota; Metazoa; Cnidaria; Anthozoa; Scleractinia; Pocilloporidae.
GAAACGAUGGCGGCCGACCAAGGGUGACUGAGAGUUGUACUAAGAAUAAACUAGGAAAAUGCAGGUUUCACAACCGAAUAAUGUUAAAAUUUAUAACUUGUCGGCAGGAAAAUCUUUGCCGGAGGUAAGAAAAGGAGAUGAUUAGCAUUACGUUUCACUGUUUAGCUUUGAAGUCGAAAAAGUGCGCGGAAAGGGUAACACGUGUCUUAUGUUUACAACCAGAGGAAAUGUUUGAUUAAGAGAAUUUUGACGAUAUUCGUUUCUAUUUGUAGUGGCUUUCUGAAAGAAAGAAGCGAACCUUGCAGAAGAAUGAUAUUAGUAAGUUUUAAACUGUGUAGAGGUCAAAAUGUUGAUUGGUAAAGUCAUAUUCUCAUCUUUUUCUCGGAAUGUUGAUUUAUAAAAUUAUAUUCUCAUCUUUUUCUAUUACGUUUCGUGGCUCAGCUGAUGAAUGUAAGUGCAGUUGCUUGGAAAGUUUAUAUGUGGCCAGAGGCAACUUGCUUAGAAAAUUCCCACCCCUUGUCUAAAUAAUGUAAAAUUCAAAGUAUUUUCUUUCUCUUUUUACAGACAUCAGAAGACGAAUUGAACUUCUUCAGGAUUUUGAGAUGCCAAUUGCUUCUACAAAUGUUCGUGUUUCUGCAGACAAACAGUACAUAAUGGCUUCAGGUGAGUUUUCUUGUUAUUUUUUGUGCAGUAAAUGUACUAAAAUUUUAAUUAAAGUGGGAUCUGUAGGAAAGUGCCUUGUACAUGAAGAGCAUGAGCUGUGAAGUCUGUUUUAAAGUUCCAAUCUAUGAAAAACCAAGGCAUUCUAAAUUUCAAUAACUUGAGUGGAAUAUUAAAAUGUGCAAGCAAUACUGGAGAGCUCACAUACCACUUAACAAGCAGUGUACAACAUCCAGGGUGUCUUUCUAGCUAUAGUUGUGGCAGCUGUUUGUUUAAAUUGAUUGUAAAGUUCUAUAGAGAUCCAUGUCAUGUAAAUCUCUGUUUUUUUGUAACAAUUCCUUACUUUUGUCUACAAGGGGUUUACAAACCUCGAAUUCGCUGUUAUGAUACAUCAGAGCUUUGUAUGAAGUUUGAAAGAUGUCUGGAUUCUGAAAGUAAGUUGUGUGCUCAUUCUUUCUACAUUAUAUCAUCAUGUUAUUCUUCAGGCUUCUUUUUAUAAAUUCCCUUUAGCCAUAAUUGUUAAUCCAACUUGAACAGAAUCAAGGGUAAUUAAAUGACAUUUUCUGUUACAGGAAAAGUCAUGUGGAUUAUUACAUUUUUGGUCAAAGAGAUCUUUACUUUUAUACAGGUGGACAAAUGUUUGUCUGAGCGUAAACAUACAAUUCAUGAAUGUAACUAUUUUUGCUGUUAUUUCUUUACAGUUGUGAAGUUCCAUAUAUUGUCUGAAGAUUAUUCUAAGGUACACAGUGAAUUAUCUUGUAUAUAUGAUUCAGUACUUGGUUUGGAUGAAAAAAAUUCUUUAUUGAAAAUUGCCAUCACCACAAACAAUACACCAAUGCUUAAAAAAUGUUUGAUAGAUUUAAUAACAAUUUCAUUUUACCAACUGUUUUGUACAGAACUUGUCUUGCAGAAUUUCAAUAUCUUUGUUUGUUGUAUAAUUGUGUUUUCAGCUGCCAGUAGCUUUUAAGUUCACUGUAAAUUUUCCAAAUGACUGAGAUUAACUUUACCUGAAUUCAUGUUGCUUUGUUAUAUCAGAUGGUGUUCUUAACCUGUGAUCGCCAUGUGGAGUUUCAUGCUCAGGUAAAUGGUAAAUAAAUGUAGAAAUUCUUGUCUUUCAAAUCAUUGUUAAGAAGGCUUAUCUAUAUGCAGAUCUUGAAAAUUGUGGCAUCAUGCAGAUAUGCCAGUAAAGCACUGGCUAAAAAAUUUGAGCAAACUCUGGCUGACUGAUGGGGGCAGAGACCAGAAGAAACUUGGUUACUUCUUGGGCCUCUUGGCUCUAGUGCAGACUCACCUGUCUAAAUCAAAAUGUAGUUAUCAGAUAAUACCUGAUAACUACAUUUUGCUUUACCAGUCACCGUUGGCCAAGCAGUGUACAUCCAAUUAGACUGAUCAAGACAGGUGAAGCUAUAUUAUCUGGGAGUAGUGGUUGGCAAUUGAUUUCAAAGUCUUAUUCAAAAUAUUUAUUAAAACUAUUUUUUUGUAGUAUGGACGUUAUUAUCGCACCAGGAUUCCUAAGUUUGGACGUGACCUUGUUUACCAUUAUCCAUCCUGUGAUCUCUAUCUUGUAGGAGCAAGGUAAAUUUUACAGGAAUUGUUUAUGAAUUUUCAUCUUGUAAGUCUUUGUGUAGAAUUUUCAUGAAGUGACAUAUUCUAUUCACAAUUUUAUAACCUUCAUUGAGACUGCAACUUAUAGAAGUGUAUCUUUUGUUAAGAGCUUUGCAUUUUAAUCACUGAUUUGUUUUACUUUGUGAGAAUGAAAGUGAUAUUUUGAUGAGGAUGGCUUGGUUCAAAUUGACUCUGUUUCUUUCUGUGUUUGUCAUCAUAAUCUUUAGAUUCAAAUGAAAAUGAAUUUGAAUCAAAUUAGUUUUAUAGUUAAAGAUGAGUGCCUCGGUAUUUGUACUGUUCUUCACUCUUUGACUCUUGAGUAUUGAUUGUUGAUUCUCCCUUUGAACUACUCUAUAGUUCCAUGUGAAUUGAUUAAGCUAAUUGAAUGUUUUAUCAAGAUGACACCUUUGGACCUGUGUGUUUUACUGUUCUCAUCCUCUGUUUAUUGGAUAUUGAUAUAGAGAGCAAAGUUACAUUACACUCACUUUUUCUCAUGUGAUUAUUUGACUUACAGCUCAGAAGUAUACCGACUGAAUCUUGAACAAGGAAGAUUCUUAAAUUCUCUUCAGACCAAUGCUGUGUAAGUCCCUUCCAUUAUUGCAACCAAUUUCAGUUCAUUUAUCAGUUGAAUUUGUUACAAUAGCAGCUAUAAUUUUGACCAGUUCUUGACCAAUUACACUGUACUUGUACUUUCAAUUUGUUCCAGUGAGAUAAAUACUUGUGACAUUAACCCUGUGCAUCAACUUUUUGCUGCUGGAACAGCUGAGGUAUACAUAGCUUGAUCUGUUUGCUUCUCUACCUUUUCAAUAGUCCACAGGUGUAUGUACACAUGUUAUCAAAGUGUAAUAACAGCUGUUCUGUCCCAAUUUCCAAACAUAUAAUUUGUUUUAUUUUGGUUGAAUUUUGUCACAAAUUAUAGCUUUACCUGUACCUUCUUCAUACAAGCUGGGUUUUAAAUCUACUUUAGUCCUAAAAAACUAAUUCCAUAUUUUAAAAACCCUAUGAAUAUGACCAUGUAAGUGAAAUGAUCACUAAGUAAAGAAGCUCUUGAUUAUUAAAUUAAUUCUCCUUCUUAGCAUGUCAGGAAAUGUACAGAGAACAGUGAAGAGAAUGUGCAUACUGAUGUUAGGGUUACUAGAAAUCGGUGGUUACUUUUAUUGGGUUACAUUGUAUAAUACUGAUUUUGUAAUAUUCCCAAAAAUGUCCCUCUUUCACAAAGAUCUUACCAGCCAUAUGAUUAUUAAUAUCAAUUUGUUUGUUAAUAAGUAAGAAUGUAAAAUUAUAGCCCAUGAAUUUGAGCUUUUAACCUCACUGAGGGAAAUUAUUUAAUUUCUAUCAGAGAGAUUUUUCAAAUAUACCUGUACAUGUAUAUGUUGGGCAUCUGCAGCUGAAUUACUGAUAGUGUUACAAUAAUUGCACUAUAACUUGGUUUGGAAUGUUGUUUUAUUUAACAGUGCAUUAGCCUGAGUAUAGAAACAUAAAAUUGUAAGUUUUCUUGACUCAAAACUUUUCUCUUUUUCUUCAGGGGCAUGUGGAAUGCUGGGAUCCCAGAUCACGUAGUCGUGUUGGUUUGCUGGACAUUGGACUCAGUGGAUUUGAUUACCAAAGGUAUUGAAAACGCUGGCAACCCACAUAAUGAUGAGUGGGCUGUUAACCCUUCAACUGUCAUGAGAGACCAAGACAGAAUUUCUCCUAACAAUAUCAAUACAAUAUCAAGCAGACAAGUGAUGAGAAUAAAGAAAAAUACUAGUUAGGAUUAUUAGUUGAAUCAAUACCAAAUUCUCAAAUCUAACAUCACAAGAGCUGUAUGGCAGACAGUAAGGAGAAUUAUCAAUGAGAUCUUGGGAGUUUAAGGGUUAACCCUUCAACUGUUAUGAGUGACUAAGACAGAAUUUCUCCUUACGAUAUAGAUACAAUGUCAAAAAGACAAGUGAUGUGAAUAAAAAAAUCAUCAAUCAGGGAAUUAUUUGUCCAUUAGUCCCUUCAUGUAUUAAAAUUCUUACAAAAUAUUUCACUCGGCAUGUUAUUGACAAAUUAAUUUGAAUUCCUCUUUUCAGCUCAGACAAAGUUCCAGCUGUCACAACACUGCUGUUUAAGGAUGGACUGACAAUGGGUCUUGGAACAAGUACUGGGCAUGUACGUUGAAUUAGAUUUGGUCCUGCUUUUUAAACACAGCUUCAUCUUUUUCUUAGCUUUGAUUUAAGAUGGCCCUGGAAAUUUAAGUGAUGUCUGAAAUCACAGCAUUCAGCAGAGGAUUAAGUCCAGUGUCUCCAUACAUGCACAGUAUCCCUGGGCUGAACAAGGAGGUGGCUGUUACCCUCCUUCAAGAUUAUCUUCAAUAGUCUUGAAGGAUAUUGUAGAUAACAUUGCACUGUACUCCUGAAAGUCAUUGGUUUACUUAAGUUGAUUUUCAUCUGCAAGUCAUUUGAAAUUUAUUUCAGUUAAAAAUGAUGAUCAGAUUCCUCCAAGGGAAAGAUGAAGCCUUUAACUUUGCCUUCUCCUAACACAUGGCUUUGCAGCUCAAGUGGUGGUGGUGCCCAAGAAGUAUUCAGGAGGCACAGGGUUUUCAUCCUGUCAAAGCCUGAAUCGUUUCUGCCAAAGCUUAACCCUUUAACUCCCAUGAGUGACCGAGACAGAAUUUCUCCUUACAAUAUCAAUACAAUAUCAACCAGAUAAGUGAUGAGAAUAAAGACAAAUAUCAAUAAGGAGAAUGACAAAUUUGAUCUGGGAGUUAAAGGGUUAAAUUUUAGUUCAUUACCUGCAAGGAUCAUUACCUUACUUGAUUUUCAUCCACAGGUCCAUUAAAAUUUAUUUCAUUUAAAAAAUUGUGAGAAGGGUUAUCAGUAUAUGAAGUAUAAAAUUGACAAAAACUGAAUUUGCAGCUGUUUUGGAACUGAACUACAUGUAUGCACCUGUCUUCAGUCAUCUUAAGUAAUGAUGGACCAUACAUUUAUCAAGCAUUGGGGUUGGAGAAUUCUGUAUGUACUAAGCAGAAUUCUGUGGUCAAAUCUCCAAAGUCUGAACUUAAGUUCUUAUUAAUAGGUGGCAAAUAUUAUUAUAUUACUUAACACUUUUACCUUUUUAUUUUUCAUUCACCACCUGGAAUGUUAACAACAAAUAAGGACUUUACAAUUCAUUUGGCUAAUUUUUUCUUCUCCAGGUUUUGUUGUAUGAUCUUCGGUCUACCAAACCUUUGUUGGUGAAAGAUCACCGAUAUGGCCUACCCAUCAACAGCAUUGCCUUCCAAGAUAAACUGGAUGUUGUGUUGUCUUCUGAUUCAAAGAUCCUCAAAAUCUGGGACAGAGAAACGGUAAGCAGGUGCUUUAGUUUGUAUGACUGUAAUUCGUUUGUCUUGUUCUUUGUGCUAACAAGGAGGCAAAUGUAUAACACCUUUGUUUCUAGUUAGAGAGGUAAAAAUCAAUCACCUUUCUUUAUCUACUCUAUUCACACACACAACACUUUAAAACUUGCUAAUCCUACAAAGCACUUAGCUCUUUAAUUCCCAUGAAUAACCAGGACAGAAUUUCUCCUUACAAUAUCAGUACAAUAUACAUGUAGUUGAUUCAAUACUGAAAUUCUCCAAACCAACAUCAUAAGAAUUGCCUGACAGAAAGUGAGGAGAAUUAAAACAGAAGGGGUUAAAACAAUGUACAGGACACAUGUUUGUCACAUAAAGUUUGAACCUGUCAGUAGUUUGUGGUUUUGCUUGCAAACAAUUUCUGUGUAACUUGGUAGUAGAGCAUUGUGCAUUGCAGUACAAAAUCCAAAGGUCUGACAGGUGAUUUCCAUUUUUCCCAGCCCCUUUCUUUGUGACUUAUGAAAACAUUAAUUCGCUUUAUUCAAAAAUGAGCUCAAUAUUAACCAUUUUUCAUAUUCUAUUUAAUAACCCAAUAAUUUGGACAUUGCUGAUUUAAGUGCCAUACAGGAUUUUAGUCAGGUGCCAAACCCAGUCGAUGGCUACUGAGUACUCUGUAUAGCUUAGUGGUAGAGUAUCAAGUAAUUGUGAAGAACUUCUCCCUUAAAAAACCUGUCACAGCAGAAAUGUUGUAGUUAAAUUGUGUUAUCAACUCAUUUAAAAGUAAUGAAAUGUUUUUAGAGCCUGUUGGUUAUCUGUCAGCCAACAGGUUUUUCUUCAGAUGGCUGUUUUUCACACAUACAGAGUAUUCAGAGUUUGAAAUCGGAAGGUCUGAUGUUAAAAUCCUCCCAAGAAACUCUGAUUUUUUUUGUCUCAUUGCUCUUGACUAGUAAAUGAUGUCUUUCUUUAUUUAACAACCAAGCUUUUUCUUCAUCACGUUGCACACACAAAUGCUUUUAAUAUUACUGAUCCAAUUUACUGAUGUUACUUGUUCCUUGUCAUUGACAGGGAAAACCAUUCACUUCCAUAGAACCACCCACAGACAUAAAUGAUUUAUGCUCAUAUCCUGAUUCAGGUUAGAGUAGUUUUAAAAUUACCUUUCACUACUUAAAUGAUGCUCAUCCUCUUUCUUAUUAAAGAAAGAGGUGCCCCUAAAGAAAACUGAUAGUGUUAGUUGAUGAUGACAAUGAUUAUUUCAUGAUUUUGUGCUCUUAAUCCAUGGUCAACUAAUUAUUGGUUUUUUCUUUUAUUUGUUUAUUUUUCAAAGGUUUAGUUUUCAUGGCAACUGAAUCCCCCAAAAUGCUUGUUUACUAUAUCCCAGUAAGUCAUGAUUUUCAUAAUUUUCUUUGUGUGUGAAAAAAAUGUCAAGAUGGUUGAACAUGCAACUUGAUUGUUCACUGUCAUCAUUCCAGGCCCUAGGCCCAGCUCCCAGGUGGUGCUCGUUCCUGGACAACUUGACUGAAGAGUUGGAAGAGGAUCAGCAGCCAACAGGUGAGUGAACAGAUCAGUUGAUCAACCAGAAAUAAAAUCUUUCAUGUAGCUGGAAAGCAAAUAGUUUGGUUCAUGGAUUAAGUCUUUAGUCCACAUGUAGUAUACCAAGAUGCGCUUCAUUGUUACCCAAGUGGAAUAGCAUCUGGCAAUAUUGAAUUUUUUUUGUUCCACAAGUUACUUUUAAGUGUUACUCUUUAAUUUGGUGUAUUGUUUUUAACUUUAUAAUCCUGUUGAAAAUUAGCUUUGUCAGCUCUCCUUGUUUUUUCUACCUUUUGCUUGUUUGUUUUUGUUGCUUUUUUACAAUGUACAUAAAAGCUGUUCUUGAACAGUGUUGAUGUGAGUGUUUCUAUGAUAAAAGUUCUGUUCAAGCGCUCCACUGAACAAAUCUACUGUGGGCAUAAAUGUAACAAAGAACAUUUCUGUCAAGUAGUUCCAACAAAGAUGGCUCUCUUCCUGAAUUUUCUUGUUUUUUUUUUUUAAUUUUUUAUUUUUAUUUUUAGUGUAUGACGAUUACAAGUUUGUCACCAAGCAAGAAUUGGAAAGUUUAGGUGAGCAGUCUGGCACCUUGAUCAGUUUGUGAUGAGGAGUUUUUAGUGGAGCUGGGACUGUAUUAUUGCUUACUGUUGCCAAGUAUAAAAAAAUAGAAAAAGCCCUCCUCUUUACAAGCAGCCACACCUGUAGGGUAACAAACAUUAAAUGGCGGAAAUAAUUAUAUAUUAUACUUCACUCUUUCGUCCCCCUGUUAAUCAGCCAUCGUCGCUUCAUUUCAAACAGACUGAAAUCUACAACUUCCUUGAUCGUCUGGGUACAGUAAUUCUGCCUUCCUAAUUUGUUAACAUGCAUUUUCUUGCGAAUAAGUCGCGAGAAUUUGUUGUUGUUUUAGUUAGAUAUAUUGUUAAGGCCUCCUGAUAAUGAGGUGUCCGUUUAAAAGAGCGAGGUACAAACGUUGGUGGAAAAAACUUUGAUUGUCGUUUAUCCAACUAUUUUUCAUUAUUUUCAGUUGAUAAUGCAUUUUGUAAUGAGUUAGUUUCCUUGUUUUCCAGGUUUAUCACAUUUGAUGGGAACGAAUCUAUUGCGUGCUUACAUGCAUGGGUACUUCAUAGACAUUCGACUUUAUCACAAGGUAAUCAACGUUUCUGGACUAACAUCAUUCGGCUGAAUUGGCCGUUAAACUCGAUCGCGAAUACCAUAUGUCUGGGCACUUUCCUGACAGUUGAUCCAGUGUCAUUGAUGCGACGCAUUAACUAGCGAACAUGGACAAAUUGUUAGUCAAAACUUUAAUGACAAGGAUGUCAUUCAAGACUGUGGGCUGGGUUCUAAAUUCAUAACUCAUAUCUCGGAUAUGCCCUGUACCUAAAUAAACUUGAAUUUAUCGUUCGUUUUAAAUCGACUGUGUGCGUUCUUUUUUUCCCUUUGUGUAGGCUCUUAAAUAAGUCUCAACCCAUGCUACGACUUGAAGGUUUACAGGUGAAACUGCACCUGUGAUCCCCCUCUUUAAAGGUCGAGUACAUCUGUAACCUCUCCAUAAUGUCGAAGCAGCCUCGUCCCAGUAUUAAGCCGAUUCUUCAAGUUGUACAUGUCCUUUUUACCCAAUGUGACACCAAUCGAAAAAGUCCAGUUUAGCCUCGGUAUUCUACCUCCAUACAUUUAUAUUAAAUUUAUAUUAGUUAUUUAUGGUUUUUGCUCUCCCAACUGAAUUGCCUUUUCAGGCCAAAUCUCUGGCAGAGCCGUUUGCAUUUGAAGAUUAUCGUAGGAAACGAAUCCAGGACAAGAUCGAAGAAGAGCGCGCCAACAGAGUCAAGCUUAAGGUUUGUAGGUGGACAGAUUUCGACCUUUUUCGUGUCUCUUUGUUCUGAUAAAUACUCCCUUUACUCUUAGCCAAUUUCAUGGGGAGAGAGAGGCGUAAAAGUAUAAUUUUGAUUAAGACAAAGCAUCUUUCUACACAGUCAUAUACUUGCCCGCGUAGAUCUUCUGUGUUACGGUAAGGGAAAUAUUCAGUGCCGAUGAGAAAAAAGAAAGAGAGAGAAAAAAAUAAAGAGAGAAGAGAGAGGAAACAAAAAGCAAAAAACAAAAAAGAAACUGUAGUUAACAUACCGGACAUCCUUAUGAAGGGAAUACAGUUGGGACGAAAGAGAAAAAUACCUUAGAGGAGCUACGUAAUUAUCUGCGGUGCCUGUAGAAUUUGGUUAUUAGAAACUAAGCUGAACCUUUUCCAUCCUCACAUGUUAGCUUCCUCGUACCCUGUUUGAUUGUUCUUCCUAUUUUUGUGUUUGUUUGUUUGUUUUGUUUGUUUUUUCUUUUUAUAUAUUACCUCUCUGAUAGUUUUUUAUUUCCCUGAGGCUGGAGGGAAUUUUGUAUUUUUAGGAAAAAACCUUGUCUUAAAUUAUUGCGACGUAGUUCAAACAAGCAGUGUCGAGAGUUUUACUUCUAAACUCCUCUGACCUCUAAUGGGCAAAGAAAACGUACCCAAAACUCCCAACCCAAGAGCAACACAUGAGCAAUGGGAAUUGAUUGUGGCUAGUACCUUGUAGCAGUCAUCAGUUAGCAGGCCCUUGAGUAUAAAUGAGUAACUCAUAGUGUUCCGCUUGCAGAAACUACCGAAAGUGAACAGAAAUUUGGCUGAGAAGUUGAUGGACGAGAAAAAAGAUAAGAGAAAAGAAGCAGUUGAAGUGAGUAGCCAUUCGCUGUUGCGAAGCUUCGAAUCUUAUUCAGUCUUAACCAUCCAAAAUUCUGCUAUUGUGCUCAGCUUUAAAGAACCAGCGAGCUAUAUCCGUGUAUCGUCUUGGUUGCUUUCAGAAUUCAGAAGUGAGUAAUCCUCUGGGUGAUGACAGGUUCUCAGCCAUGUUCUCCAACCCAGACUUCCAAGUGGACGAGGAAAGCCAGGUAGGGUCUGAAUCGAUCUUAUCUGUGAUAAGAGGAGCAAUUUACCAUGAAGGGUCCGAAAUAAUCAGAAUUGCUUUAAUUUGCUUUACUUAGCUAUGCGAUUUGUGUAGAAAACACGCACCAUCGUCUCUGUCAAAGAUGCCAGACUAAAAACCAAUAUUCAAGGGCAAGAAAACGGAUCAGGACAAGGACUAACUGGCCGCAUAGUCACCUUUCUUUUUAAUGUGAGAUGAUUUUCACGCAUUUUUUGUCGAAUUACACUGCAGGAAUUUAAGCUUCUUCAUCCAGUUGUGUCCAAACACGACCGAGAAAGACAGAAAAAACAGAGGGAAAAACAAGCGUUACUGGAACAAUUUGAUGAAGUUGAGGUAAUAAAACGUCAACUUAAUUAUUUUUAGGCUUUUUUCUCUCCUUUUUGCCUUAAUGUGUUUUGGUUUGUUAAAUUUCAUGCCAAGUGAGUGGUAUCUUUUUUUUUCAUGGGUAAUAACAAUGGCAUUGUUAGUAAAGGGGUCAAAACAACAGCUCAAGAAGAAUGUGAUUUCUUACAGAUCGCUUGAUAAGUGUAGCUGUAUAUGAAAGGCAGGAAUUUUUUAUUCUCUCAGGGCAACAGUCGCUGUCAGGGAAUUUUGCUUCGAUUCAAAUUGUUAAGGUAAUUGAUUUCUCUUGCCUUGCAGGAGCCAGAAGGUCGGCCCAGUGAAGAGGAGGAAUCUAGCAGCUCAGAGGACGAGCGUGAAUGGCGAAUGGAACUGAAAAAACAACAAAAAGAGGCUAAAAUGAAUGAAGAGAAACCUGUCGCAAACAAACCCAAGUUUUACGAGCUGAAAUCUGGCGAAAAUUUUAGGAGCAUGAAGUCUGGCAAAUCGGCAUCGGCUCUGAAAGAUAAGAAGUACGUAUGUUUAUUGGCUGAAUCUUACAAAGGGGAAGAGGGGGCAGUGUUAGGAUUGGAUUCUAGUCGAAAAACGGGUCACACUUCUUCUCGAGAGGAAUUGACAGUAGUGGAGCCUAAAGUCAAGAAAGGGGUGAAGGGGCGGGGUCGGGAAGGGAGGGUGGGAGGGUGUAAUUAGUGGACGCUCUCCUUGGUACCCUCUUGGGACAAGACCUCAUAUGUUGUGACCCUUCUAUUCGGUGGAGUACAACUGUUCAAAAGUACUUUCGAGCGAUGGUAUCAGUAAUCGUGCCUUACUUCAGAGAAGGGGGUGAAUGAGCCGGAGGGUAUCAGUGUAGAUCUUGGACGAUUCAUUUCAACUUUGGCAUAAGACUUCACCUGUUAUAAUGCUUUUAUUCGGUGGAAAACAACUCUCACUUUCGACUUCUGGUUAUUGCUUUCUGAAGUGAUACAUCAAGCAGGUGAAAAUGAUGAUGAGCAAUCCUUUCGACGGUUUUUGUUCGUAGUUAGCUACUGUAUACAGCCCAUGGGUAUACGAGAUAAAAAUUAAAAGGACCAUGAAGUUAGUGUACACGUAUUUUAUCGUCAGGGUUUAUGGGAGAGCUUUGGUUGCCCUGUGUCACUCUAUGUGGUAGUUCUCGUCUUUGAGACAGGAGAAAGAUACCAACUUUCGUUUUAGAUCACCAACAUAGAUACCCCAAGAUGCAAGCAUAUAACGUGUUGUGUUGAUUAUGCUAUAGAAUAUCGCUUGGAGAACGUCUCCUACAUGAACAAAGUUCUGGUGUAAUCAGAUCAACUGGCUCGUCUUUGGGAGAGAAAGAAAUCACGUUCCAAGUUAAAAAGGUAAGUUAAGAAUCGGUUUUUUUUUGUCUCGUGCAAAAAAGGAGCUACAGUACGUUUCGUGAAUCUCGAAAAAUUUAGUCUAGGUUUUCGAUUUCAUUGUGAUCUGUGUUAUUUUCCUCCCUCCCUGAUUAUUUUCUUUCCUUUCUGAUCCAUUAGAGUUUUUUUUUCUUCUCUGGUAAACCAUCAUUAUGAUGAUAUGUUUUUUUAAUGGUACAUCGUAUGUUCUAAAGGUAUCGUAACAUCAAGAGGAUCUGGAUAUUCUCCGUACUGUUCUCUUUACACUUGCUUAGGUUCUGACAAGGAGAAUUUGUUUAACAAUCGAGAGCUUCCCUUGUUGAAGAUCAUUUCCUUUAUUCUUGUGACCUUAAUAUUUGAUUCAGGCUUGAUUUUUUAAAGAGAAAUUAGAUAGUGGUCACUCCUGAUACGGCCACAAAUAAAGGAAUAGUUGGGUAGAUAAAUUCGCUCAGUUCCCUAAGGGAAGCCGGUAAAAAUCCUAACACACCAAGGAUGCAAAGGUUUUGAACUCUUCAAAAUUAUUUUGUCGUUUCUUUAGAGUAACAAAGAGAAACAAAGAAAUGAGGAGAUUCGUGCUCAUGUUAAGGAAAGGAAAAGGCUUCGCCGAUCAGCAAGUAGUGUCUUAGGGAAGGAAAAACGCGGGCCGGUGUUUUGGAGAGGAAGGAGAGUUAGAUGACAAAACACAGCAUGAAAUCGAGGGAAACGGCAUGAAAAAGGGGAUUCCGUAUGUAGAUCUGAGAGGAAGUAAGAAAGUUUGUCCCGAAUAGGACUGCAGGCAGUAUACUGGUGAACAGAAACGAGAGUUUUCUCGAAUGAAACGGGUUCAAGCUAGCCCAGUUCCAAGGCGUUUCCUUUAGCAUGUAAUUUGGGAAGGAAAGUUAGGUGACGUCAUAGUUUAAUUUAGAGUCCAAAUUCAACGCAGGUGCGAACGCUUAGCGACAUCGCUGAACAAUAAGGUGUCAGCGCUGGUUUUUAUCCAUAGCCUUAUUGAUACAAUGGUAUUAUAAAGGACUGGCCUUAAAUUCUACCUGUAGAUUUCAAGGACUCUUUCUUGAGGAGUUUUUUGCGCUUUUGAUUACAGAUUUUUACCGCGAUACAUCAAAUCUAUCAAAGUUGUGCUCAUCGUUUCUCUCUUGCUUGUUCAAAAGUAGGUAUUGUCUUGACGGAAAGAAUUAAGCGAGGUUGGCAACAACUGAACGCUUAUUUGAUGAACUGAUUUUAAAAAAUUUUACUCUUUUGAUUUUGAUGUAACUUUUGUCAUGGAGUGCAGGUCGCAAACAUUUUGCAUCGAGUUUUCCCACAAAGCUAAAUCAGAGGAUGGUGAAGACCUAGUGAAGCCCAAGUUGUGAAAUAUUUAUGCAUGUACCGCGGUAGCGAGUGUUUAAAAAACAAGGCCAGGUAAUGCUGUGACAUUACCGACUCGUUUUUUUUUUUAUUUGUCGAUAAAUUUCAAUUUCUUGUUACAAGCAGCAAACUAUAUUUUAUCUUUAUUUGAUCACGUGAACGAUUACUUUAUUUAUUUUUCCUGAUCAAUGCACC